UCUUAUCUUUGUUGUUGCGCUGCGUGGACGUGAUUAUUUUGUUCGGAUCGCCGCUGUGUUGCUCUUUAUAAAUCUAAAUCUAAUUUCUUUUGUAAUACAUAUGUAUAUAUGUAUCGGCAUUGCGCAGUGAUAUAAGUAAAAAAUAAUAUUAAACUGCAUGCGUAAAAUACAUGUCUAUCAGUGAGAAGUGUGCGUGUGUGUGUGUUUAUGUGAUAUACUAGAAUAAGUACAAAAUGGAUGCAAGCAACGACGAGCAACAACAACAACAACAACAACAACAGCAACAGUACUUCGAGCACAGCUGGAAGUCGUCCAAUCAUGGAAAUUCCUUAUCAGACAGCAGGGAUUAUGAUACAAACUCGACGCGCACUUCGCUAACGGGCUCGCCGCCCAUCACGUCGUCAACGCUGCAGCUGGACUUUGAUGGUUUCGAGGAUAAAGCGCUGCUGGCAUCGCUGCUGGCGCCCAAGCUGGAUGCGGACGUUGGCAGCGGCAGCAGCAGCAGCAGUAGCAGCAGCAUUUACAGUCACACGGCUGGGGAGCAACAGAGCUCGGACGAAGCUCUGAGCCGCUACAAAUGCAACUACGAAAACUGUUAUCGCAGCUACAGCACCAUCGGGAAUCUGCGCACGCAUUUAAAAACACACACAGGUGACUACAGCUUCAAGUGUACGGAGGAGGGCUGCAACAAGGCAUUUCUCACCUCGUACAGCCUUAAAAUCCAUGUGCGCGUCCACACCAAGGUAAAGCCCUACGAGUGCGAAGUGUCCGGCUGUGAUAAGGCCUUCAACACGCGAUACAGAUUGCACGCCCACCUGCGUCUGCACAAUGGCGAGACGUUCAAUUGCGAAAUGUGCCAGAAGUGCUUCACGACGCUCAGCGACCUGAAGAAGCAUAUGCGCACCCAUACCCAGGAGCGUCCGUACAAGUGCCCGGAGGACGAUUGCGGCAAGGCCUUUACGGCGUCCCAUCAUUUGAAGACGCAUCGGCGCACGCACACCGGCGAGAAGCCGUAUCCCUGCCAGGAGGACAGCUGCCAGAAGUCGUUCAGCACAUCGCACAGCCUCAAAUCGCACAAGAAGACGCAUCUCAACAAGACCAAGAAGAAGUCGAAGCGUGCACAGAAAUUGCUGCUACUCGAACAACAGCAGCAGCGGGAGCAGCAGCUGCAGCAGGGUGAGCUACAAAAGACAGACAUGGUGCUACUCAAUCCGGGCAGCCAGAGCUCGGAGAACACGAGCAACGACAGCGGCGUUGUCCUGCAACAGCUGUCGAAUGUGUUCAUGCUGCCGGAGACAUCGCAGGCAUAUCCGCUGUCCUAUGCCGCCGAGGAGGAGCUGCCCAGUCCCUGGAUCGAUGCCGGCGUGCUCGUCUCCAAGCCCAUCAUGGCCAGCGCACCGUUGACCGAUGCCUGCGUGGCGCUGCCCACCGAAAUGCCCAGCUUUGUGGAUCUGAAGGCGAACUUUGGCAGCGCCGUCAGCGGCAACAUGGAGGAGCUAGCAGCGCCGCUCGACGUGGAAAUGCUGAACAGCACAAACGUGGAGGCGACAAACGUGUCCAGCUCUGCGCUGCCCACGCUCGAGCUGAAUCCGCAGAACAUUGAGGAGCUCCUCAGAGAUGAUAGCUAUGACAACGACGAGGACAUGGAAACCGAAUCGCUGCUCAAUGAUAUACUCAUGACCAUUGACAACAACAGCGCCCUGCUCCAGGCGACGCUGCAUCAGGCCUCGCAGGUGCCCAACGAUGCCUCCGGCCUCGUCGAGCUGGACAUCCGGGACAAUAAGCCAACGCUCAAGCAGAUCACAGCAGAUGCGGGCAUCUGCAAUUGCACCAACUGCAAGUGUGAUCAGACCAAGAGCUGUCAUGGCGGCGAUUGCGGCGGCGGCGGCGGCGCCUCCAACUCCACGCCGAGGGCCAAGCCAAUUACGACCACGACGACAGCAGCAGCCAGCUCCCAUGGCAAGCGCAUAUGCGGCAGCGCCGCCAGCAAAAAAGUGAGUAAACGCGAAGCGGAAAUGAAUCAAAACAUCGAGGAUGUUGCUUUGCUGCUCCAGAAUUUGGCCUCCAUGAGCGGCGGCUGCGGCGGCGGCGGCGCUGCUACCAAGCCAGCGGCGCCUGCAGCUGCCGGCGGCUGUGGUUGCGCCACAACAGGAGGCGCCUGUUGUGCUCCUGCUCCUCCGGCGCCUCCAGCAGCUGCCGGCGGCUGCUGCUCGAGCAACAAGCCCGCAGCUCCAGUUGCCGGCGGCUGCUGCAGCACGCCGCCUGCCCCCAGCGCCAGCUGCUGUUCGGUUAAGGCGCAGCCGCCGCCUGCAGUGAUCAGCGGCAGCGCCGCUCUGAAGAGCAGCUCCUGCACAUGCAAGAGUCCCGCUGAGGGCGUGGCCAAUGGCUGUUGUGUCGUCAUCUGCAUGAAAACGCUGCAAGCCCUGCGCAAAGUUCUGACGCGCCGGAACCUCAACCUAAUGCUUUGCCCGCAGCAGAAUUAAAUAAGGCCGCCGCCAGCAACAACAAUAAUUUUAACUACAACAACAAAGCCCAAAGUGUACCCCGAGCAGUGUUGUCAAGUGCCACAUAAAAAAAGUAGCUGCAAUCAAUGUUGAAAAUAGUCAAAAAUAGCUGAAAGCAGGGUCGUUAGUGCACUUGCCAAAAAAUGGCGGACAGCUUACAAUUUAAACUCCAAUGUUGAAAAUAGCCAGAAAUAGCUGAAAGCAGGGCUGUUAGUGCACUUGCCAUAAAAUGGCGGUCAGCCUAAAAUUUAAACUGUUAGCCAAAUUUAGCUGGAAAAUAGCUAAAUUGACAAACCAAAGCUUUAAACGUGUAACCAAGUAUUGUAUUGUGCCUAUGAGAAAGUAUUCCAUGUAAAAAAUGAAUGAAAAUUACAAUUAUUUUGUUAUUGUUGUUGUUAGUUGUUAAAUAAAAACAAAUGCAAAACCCAACGUCGGCUGGCCGCGCUCCAAAACUUAAACAAAAGCCGCCUACACUAAAACAAUCAAACUUAAUUCAAAUACAAUUAUUGCCGCUUUAACUCUAACGCUUAAGAUCUUAUAAGUAAUACUGCAGGCACCAAACUUUUAACACCUGUAUAAAAUAUUGUAACAUUUUUUAAACAAAACAAAAAUUAAUGAAACUUAGCUUCGGCAUGCCGAAGUUGAAAUGCUCUUGCAGUUAGGCUUGGUAGCCAAUUCUAAGCUUUCUUUGAAAGUAGAUCAGUUCUUAAACCUAUUUUCGGUCUGACUUUAAUCCGUUUUUGUCAAACUAUUAAAAGUUUACUACAAUUUAUAAGUGCAGCUAUAUCAGAUUUCGCGCUAUAUUCAAUCUGAUCAGGCACAUACAUGUAUAUAUGCAUACAUACCCUAUGAUUUUUAUCUCCCUUGGAGCGUUACACAACACUCGUCACAUAGUACUUAUGAACCCUGCAAGGGUAGAGCAGCAAACAGUUAACCGUAACGCCUUGAAUUCAACAUGAAUUGCUUUAUAUACGACUACUUGAUGUAUACACUAUAUAUAUUUUAUAACUGACAUUAAACCAACUGUAUAAAGUCGAAUAAAAAUAUAACUAAAA
Molecule: messenger RNA, 3559 nt
Organism: Drosophila virilis
Lineage: Eukaryota; Metazoa; Arthropoda; Insecta; Diptera; Drosophilidae
Gene: MTF-1
Product: Metal response element-binding Transcription Factor-1
Biological process (GO): regulation of transcription by RNA polymerase II
Cellular component (GO): nucleus
Molecular function (GO): DNA-binding transcription factor activity, RNA polymerase II-specific; RNA polymerase II cis-regulatory region sequence-specific DNA binding
Source: RefSeq, a predicted model, not a curated record